AUAAAUAAAUAAAUAAAUAAAAUAUUGCAUAGGUGAAUAUCGUUUAAUGCUAUUUAUUCACCGAUUUUUAAGGGUAGACUUUUCCAGUAACGCUCCAGCAGAGGACAGUGCAGACCGUAGCAUUUCUAUGGAAUGAUUCAGGACUCCUCCCAGAUAUAGUGAACGAUUCCUCUUUGCUCUUUCACAAAGAGUUAUCGAGACAAAGGACGGUCGUCGUCUGUUGCGAACAUGGUGACAUUUCCAUUCGGAACAAUUGCUUUCUGAUCCCUAUCUUGUGCUUUUUUAUACCAUACUACAGGAUGUUGUCUUGAUUUGUCCGUAUGCUUUGUCAUACGUCUAGAAUUAUGCAUCGAUUGGAUAGACCGAGCUCGAUAUGGAUUUAUUUCUUGCUCACGCUGCUGAACUGUUAUUCGGACGCUGUAUCUGGGCAGCUCACUUACACCGUUGCAGAGGAGUCAAACAUCGGGACUGUUUUGGGAAACAUAGCCAAAGAUCUGAGCAUUAAUGUCCAAGAGCUGGAAACGCGGAUGUUUCAGAUUGUUGCUGGAUCUAAGAGAAAAUACUUCGAGGUAAAUGUGAAGACUGGUGCUCUCUAUGUAAAUGAAAGAAUCGACCGAGAGCAGCUCUGUGGUGAUAAGUCAAAGUGUUCACUCGGUGUAGAAGCAGUCAUAAAUAACCCUCUGAAACUGUACCGUGUUGAAGUUGUUGUUUUAGACGUCAAUGAUAACUCGCCAUCAUUUCCCAGCAUGUUGCAGACGAUUAAUAUUACCGAAAGCACAACAGCAGGAGCUAAAUUCCUGCUGAAACGGGCUCACGAUUCAGAUGUAGGGAAGAACUCUGUUAAUGCAUACAAGCUCAGUCAAAAUGAAUAUUUUUCUCUGAAUACGCAUAAGGGACAGACUAUGUUUGUCGAACUAGUCCUACAGAAAAUGUUAGAUAGAGAAAAGCAGUCUGUGAUACGACUCACGCUGACUGCCAUUGAUGGAGGAACACCAGCUAACUCAGGAAGUAUGUCUAUUAUAGUAAAUGUGUUGGAUGUUAAUGAUAAUUUUCCAGUUUUCAGUCAAAAACUUUAUAAAGCCAGUGUGUAUGAGAACGUUAAGAUCGGAACACCAAUAAUUACUCUAAAUGCUACGGACUUAGAUGCAGGACAGAAUGGCCAAAUAUUGUAUUCAUUGAUUGAAAUAGACCAAGGUAAACAAACAAGCUUAUUCACUAUAAACGAACAAAAUGGCACAAUAACGAACAGAAACAACAUAGACUUUGAAGAGAACAAUGCGUUUGAGAUUCAAGUGCAAGCCAGUGAUAGAGCAAACUCUCCUCUCACUUCAAAUGCAAAAUUACUGAUUGAAAUUUUAGACGUGAAUGACAACGCACCUGAAAUUACAGUGACAUCGCUUUUAAAUACAGUGAGAGAAGAUGCGUCCAUUGGCACCGCGAUUGCUCUUGUUUCUGUGUAUGAUAAAGACAGCGGGAUGAACGGAAUGGUUAACUGUGAAAUUUCCAAUAAUGUUCCUUUCAAAUUAGAAGCAAAUUAUAAGAAUUACUAUUCCUUAAUUGUUGAUGGAGCGCUUGACAGAGAAACAGCGGCUCACUAUAAUAUUUGCAUCAGUGUGAGAGAUGAGGGGAAUCCAUCUCUCUCCAACACCGGCGUCAUUCUUGUUCACGUCGCUGAUGUUAAUGAUAACAAACCCAAUUUCCCAGAAGACGCUGUAAACGUCUUCAUAAAAGAAAACAGUCCAAUAGGAGCAGUUAUUAAAAGAUUGUCAGCAGCGGAUGCAGACUCUGAUCAAAAUGGUCAAAUAAGCUACUCACUUUUAAUUGACAAUAGUAACCCUGUUGUGCUGUCCUAUGUACGGAUCUAUGUUUUGUUGUCGCUGGCCGGAACUAUGGAUCCUCUGAGAGGAGUGAUCUCCUUUGGAUUAUAUCUGUUGUUUGUUUCCGUGGAGCGUAACAGUGGGGCCGUGUCUGGGCAGCUUUCUUACUCUGUCCAGGAAGAGGCUGCAGACAAAGGCAGUCCUCCGCUAACAGCUCAGUGUAAAGUCCUGGUGGAGGUGGUGGAUGUAAAUGACAAUGCACCUGACAUCACUGUCACGUCACUGCUCCGUAGUGUUAGAGAGGACGCUGAAAUUGGCACCGCAGUUGCACUUGUUUCAGUUCUCGAUAGAGACGGUGGCAAAAACGCUGGAUACUUUGUAGCAAAGAUCAGGGCUGUGGACGCAGAUUCUGGAUACAAUGCGCUGCUUUCUUAUCACCUGUCGGAGCCCAAAGGAAACAACCUGUUCAGGAUCGGAAUCAGCACCGGAGAAAUCAGGACUAAGAGGAGAAUGAGCGACAAUGACCUGAAAACUCACCCAUUGUUGGUGUUAGUUUCUGAUAAUGGAGAACCUUCUCUGUCAGCCACUGUUUCUAUUGAUGUGAUGGUGGUUGAAACCACAGCUGACGUCCAGACUCAGUUCAGACAUGUGCCUAUGAAGGAGGACAACUUCUCUGAUUUUAACUUGUAUCUACUGAUCGCCAUCGUGUCAGUGUCUGUGAUCUUUCUGCUGAGUCUCAUCAGUUUAAUAGCUGUCAGAUGUCACAGGACAGACAGUGAUUUCAGCAGGUACAGCGCCCCCAUGAUCACCACCCACCCUGACGGGAGCUGGUCUUACUCUAAAGCUACUCAGCAGUAUGACGUGUGUUUCAGCUCAGACACACUGAAGAGGGACGUAGUGGUUUUCCCCGCACCAUUUCCACCUGUAGAUGCUGAACUGAUCAGUAUUAACGGGAGUGAUACUUUUACCAGAACUCAGACUUUGCCCAACAAAGAAAAGAGCAAAAGGAGACUGGCUGCGAUUUUCAGCACAAAGAGAUUCGGGAACAGACGGGACGACGUUAUGGAGUACAUUUCAACAAAGCGAAGGAUCUUGCCUUGA
This is a messenger RNA of Poecilia latipinna (sailfin molly), 2918 nucleotides long. Its product is annotated as protocadherin alpha-9-like. Gene Ontology annotation, cellular component: plasma membrane. The transcript has 5 exons. Gene Ontology annotation, molecular function: calcium ion binding. Bases 321 to 2918 code for a protein of 865 amino acids. The record is from RefSeq and is a predicted model, not a curated record. Gene Ontology annotation, biological process: homophilic cell-cell adhesion. Lineage: Eukaryota; Metazoa; Chordata; Actinopteri; Cyprinodontiformes; Poeciliidae.